AUGGCAACCUCACACCGGCGAAUUGCUCUCUUUGGCGCGACUGGUGGCACUGGUAGUGCUACAGUCCGUUCGUUCAUCAAACGCCAGGGGUUUCGUGAUUCCGUGGAGCUGAGACUUAUGGUACGCUCCACGGCAAAACUAUCUCGGAUGAUCCCCGAGUUGACGACAUACAAAAACAUACAUGUCUUUCAAGGACAGAUUACCGACAAGGCCACCGUGGGAGAGUGUUUGCGCGACGCCGAUACCAUCGUCUGCGCUCUUGGAGAGAACAGCAACAUAGCCGGUGUGAAAGUGCUACAGGAUCUCUCCAAGACAAUUACUGAGGUGCUUGAUGAUAUGAAACGGUCUUCUACCAGGGAAUGA
Fusarium fujikuroi IMI 58289 is the source of this 363-nucleotide messenger RNA. RefSeq lists its product as uncharacterized. The record is from RefSeq and is a predicted model, not a curated record. Lineage: Eukaryota; Fungi; Ascomycota; Sordariomycetes; Hypocreales; Nectriaceae. Bases 1 to 363 code for a protein of 120 amino acids. The transcript has a single exon.